AUGUGAAUCCUUUUGAUUGAUGUGUCAUAACCUCCCAGAACCUCUUAGACACUUCUUCGACUAUCACAACCCAGCUCCACUACAACACCACCUACCUCUCUUUAAAUUCUCUUUCAUUUUUCUCCAGCUUAAGCAACAAUAAAUUUCAAGUAGCCGCAAGAAUCCGCCUCUUCCGUUGAGAGUCUCUUGCUAACCCUUGGAGAAACUUCCCUUUCAAGAAUGAGUUUGACACGUUUGGCCUUGAGGAAUUUGCCCCGAAGGACGAGCUUCUCCGCUUCUUCUUUGGUGAAUCAUGGAGGUAGCAUUGAUGGUGUUCUCGGCGGGGUUCGAAGGCAAAGGUGGAACCAUGAUGGGUUGCUGAAGAGGUUUAUGACAACAACAACAACAAGCGAUCAAAUAGCAGGCCGUGAGACAUCAGAUGGCAAAGAAGUAGCUGUCGACAAGGAUAGUGACAAGUCUAAGUUGUUUCGCAGGAAGAAAGGCAAGAAAGGUCUCUGGAGGAAGAGUGAUGGAAUUGAUUUUGUUCCUGCACUUUAUGAGUUUUUUCCUUCAGGUCUUGGAAAUGCACUUGUGCAAGCAACUGAUAACAUCAACAAGCUGUUCCAAAACUUGCAUAUUCCGUCACCCUCGAACCUCAUAGGCCGCGUUAAAGAGAAAGAUGAGUGCUAUAAAUUACGAUACGAGGUUCCGGGUGUAUCCAAGGAGAACUUAAAGAUCACCAUCGAUGAUGGGGUUUUGACAAUAAAGGGAGAGCUCAAGGAAGAGGAGGAAGAAGGAUCAGACGACGAGCACUGGUCAAUGAGGAGCUAUGGAUGUUAUAAUACUAGCAUUAUGUUGCCUGAUGAUGCUAAAGCUGAUGAUGUUAAGGCUGAGUUGAAGGAUGGUGUGCUAUACAUUACCAUUCCAAGAACUGAAAAGCCUAAAAAGGAUGCCAAGGAGAUUGAUAUCCAUUAAUGUUCUCUCUCUCUCUCUCUCUCUCUCUCUCUCUCUCUCUCUCUCUCUCUGUAUCAAAGUGAGUUCUAUAAUGGCGUUUUGGUGUCUUCAGAAACCCCCCCUUUUUUCCUCCUCCCCUUAACCAGUCCGGGAGGCGUCUUGUACUUGGUGUGAAUUGCCUCUUCGUUUCCUAAUGUCUUUUGCGUGAAUUAAAAUAAAGGUAAAUAAGCAUGGUUUUAUGACGA
Messenger RNA from Populus euphratica (Euphrates poplar), 1178 nucleotides. Its product is annotated as HSP20-like chaperones superfamily protein. Bases 220 to 954 code for a protein of 244 amino acids. The record is from RefSeq and is a predicted model, not a curated record. Lineage: Eukaryota; Viridiplantae; Streptophyta; Magnoliopsida; Malpighiales; Salicaceae. The transcript is spliced from 2 exons. Gene Ontology annotation, biological process: response to heat.